AUGACGCAGCCUCCAGGUUUUGUUGAUGAUAAAAAUCCUUUCCAUGUUUGCAAACUGAUCAAGGCACUCUAUGGUCUAAAACAGGCCCCAAGAGCCAGACACCAUGGGGAUGUUAUGUAUGUUAUUGUAUAUGUUGAUGAUAUCCUAUUGACAGGAAGUAACACUAAGCUAGUUCAUGGCAUAGUUCACAAGUUGAACACUGAGUUUGCAUUAAAAACAUUGGGUUCUCUCAAGUAUUUUUUGGGCUUUGAGGUACGUAGAAUUGAUACAAGUAUUCAUAUGAACCAAGCAAAGUAUGCAAGGGAUCUACUAGUCAAAACAGGAAUGAUGGAUGCAAAAUCCUACCUUACUCCUAUGACUUUAGGUAAUAAGCUGAACUUUGAAGACAGUGAGCUGUUUGAUAAACCAUCACUCUACAGAAGCACAAUUGGGACAUUGCAAUAUCUAACCCUGUCAAGGCCUGAUAUUGCUUACUCUAUCAACAAACUUAUCCAAUUUCUCAAGGCCCUUACUCAAUUACACUGGCAGGCCUGCAAAAGGCUUUUGAGAUAUCUCAAAGGUACUACACAUUUUGGAGUACAUUUCACUAAAGUAAGCAGAUUUCACCUUGAGUGCUUCACUGAUGCAGAUUGGGAAGGCAACCUACAGGACAGAAGGUCCACUAGUGGCUGCUGUCCGUUUCUUGGCUCUAAUCUACUACAAUGGAGCUCCAAGAAGUAUCUCUAUCUUCUACGGAGGCAAAAUAUAGAGCACUUGCACAAGGAGCCACUGAAAUUGCAUGGUUUAGGAGUUUAUUUUCUGAAAUUGAUAAUGGUUCAGACAGCAACUUGGAAGUUGCUUCUGCAGAUUUACAGCAGAAUUAAUCUGCAAAUUGCUAUGCGCUUUACUUAUGCUUGUUACUUGGAAACUGCUCCUGCAUCAUCAGUUCACUUUACUGGGUUUCAAUGUUAUUUUGAAUUGAAGCCUAGUCUGUUUAGUGCUAAUCAGUUGGUGUUCUCGAAUUUUGCCUGGAAAUCUGCUCCUGCACUUUAUGUAGUUGAUUCAAAGUGGACAGUGGUUGAUUCAGCUUUAUGUGGUUGA
Molecule: messenger RNA, 1080 nt
Organism: Pistacia vera
Lineage: Eukaryota; Viridiplantae; Streptophyta; Magnoliopsida; Sapindales; Anacardiaceae
Exons: 5
Coding region: 1-1080 (359 amino acids)
Source: RefSeq, a predicted model, not a curated record